GUGAGGGAGGCAGGGUGGGUGGCGGUUGAUGAGGAUGGCGGCGUUGAGUGGAUCGCUGUCGGAGCUCUCGGAAAACUUUAACAGUUCCCUGUGCCGGAAAUGCUCUGGCCUGGAGCGUGCGACUGGCGCCGCUAAGUGGGUCCGACUGAAUGUGGGUGGCACUCGGUUCCUCAGCACCCGCCAGACCCUGUGCCGUGACCCUAAGUCAUUCUUGUACCGCCUGUGCCAAGCCGACCCCGACCUGGAUUCCGACAAGGAUGAGACUGGUGCCUAUCUAAUAGACCGAGAUCCUACUUAUUUUGGGCCUGUGCUUAAUUACCUGCGACAUGGGAAGCUGGUUAUUAAUAAAGAUUUAGCAGAGGAAGGUGUGCUGGAGGAAGCCGAGUUUUACAAUAUCACAUCACUAAUAAAGUUAGUGAAAGACAGGAUAAGAGAGAGAGACACCAAAACAUCACAGAUUCCAAUGAAACAUGUCUAUAGAGUAUUGCAGUGCCAGGAAGAGGAGCUCACCCAGAUGGUGUCUACAAUGUCUGAUGGCUGGAAGUUUGAACAGCUGGUCAGUAUAGGUUCCCCGUAUGGCUAUGGGCGGGAUCAUCAGUCAGAGUUUCUGCUGAUUGUGUCGCGGGAAGUGAAGGGGGAGGAGACCAGUUUCCACAACAGCAGCAGCGAGCUGGUCAGUAUUGGCUCUUCCUAUAACUAUGGAAAUGAAGACCAGGCUGAAUUUCUCUGUGUUGUCUCCAGGGAGUUGCAUAAUGCUCCAUAUGGCACAAAUACUGAACCCAGCGAAAAAGCUAAGAUUCUGCAAGAGCGAGGAUCACGGAUGUGAAGUCAGUACUGUACUAUCCUAUGAAGCGAUUUUAAGUUAUUUUAUUUUCUGGGAAAAUGCAAGAUGGAGCCAUGGUGUUGUUCGAAACAUGGCCUCUGAUAUGAACAUUUCUUGCAAAACCUUUAAACUUGGAUCUCCCUCUUUCUCUGCCUCCACUGUACUGUGACUGAGUUUUCUUACUGACGGUAAACAUUUCAAGAGUUUAGAAACGUUAAUGCAUUAUAAAGACAGCUGUAUAUCAAAGCAUGUCUGUACUAGUUAGGAGCAGCAGUAACACCUCAGUAAUGGGAUACGUCUGGCCAGAAGCCUACUCUGGUGCCACGUCCUACUCCAUGGAUUAGACCAAUGAAUACUAUUUGCAAAAGAGCCUAUAUCCUGAACUGAGUGUAUAGCUAAGGUAACAGUUUAGUAAAGGCUGUGCCAUGUUCAAGAGACACUUCCAUUCAGUCAUUCUCUGAUUGAACUAAUUUCUUUAGAAAUGGUUAGAUAGGAAGCAGGUUUAAUGGCUGGGUCUUUGUCACUCACUGUACUUGCAAAUCAGCUGCUUCAUUUUGCUGGUGGUUCUGUGGAUGUUCAAGAUGGGUCCAAGCAGCUCCAGCUGGAAUUUGGUGUUUUAUUAAGGAAGUUAGUCAUUGCUGUCUAUUGAAAGUGGUUUAUAUUAAAGAUCAUUGGUGAAAUACAUGACUAAAAGAGACUGUCAAAAUCCUGAUGGGAUAUUUUUAAACUCGUAGCAUGGUGUAUUGCUUUUUAUUUUAAUAAUUGCUGUUUUAAACACCGAAGAAGUGGUUUGUAUGCUUUUGGAUUCCCUUAUAUAUUUUUUUUGGGUUCCUGUGUAUUAUUAAAGACCUAUAGGUUGAGCUGUUAAAUCUUUCUAGUAUAUUUUAAACCUUCAUAUAAAAAAGCCGAGCUGAAGCCAACACUUGGACUUGUUGAAAUUUCAGCUGCUUUUAGAACAAUAUUUCAACAGUGUUUGUGCCCAGUUCUCAUUGUCAUAAACUACUGAGGCCUCUCUCAUUUUUAGUAUAUUUUAAUUUAACUUUCUUCAAGAACAAUGUCCAUGUUCUUUGGCCGUUUAAACAAAAAUCACCUCAAAAAAUCAAUUAAGCAGAAAGACUAUUAAAUCAAGCUGUUUGUGCUCAAUAGGGAACUCCUUUUCCCAAAUCUGUAGCAGAGGUAAGGGAUUAUACUCCUCUCCCGCUCUCUCAAUGAAGGUCUAAUUUUCUCUUUCAUUUUCUUUGUUAAUCAGACGAAGAAACUAUCUAUGUGGGCAGUUAAUGCCCACGCCGUCUGGUAGAGCCUUGAUCCCAAAUGUGCACUCAUUUAGGGUGACACUGUGAACCUUACAAUUAACCUCCAUAUUCCAGAACAAAGGAUGGGGAAUCUGUCAAUUCCUGGUUCUGCGCACACAGAAUGAGCACUGGAUCUAGUUCAGCUGUAGCCCCUUUCCAUAGUGAAAUAGCCUCCUUAACAAUCCAUCUGUGAACUUACAAAAGAAAAUUCACCACCUGGGUGAGAGUGACUGGCAUCUAUGGAGCAAUACGCCCACGAGAAGCCUACACCAGCAAAAGGGGAGAAGCAAAAUAAUAGCCAAGCUCCCCUGCUUUGCACAUACUGGGCUGAGCCAACAGCAUUACACCUUCACAUACCAUUUCCGUUGCGUUUACACAGUCCCACACACCAUUUCCACUGAUGUUUACAUAGCCCCACGUGCUGUUUCCAUUUAGUUAACACAGUCCCUUGUACUAUUUCCCCUUGUGUUUAUGCAAUCCCACGCACUGUUUUCCCUUGUGUUAAGGCAGUCCUGUGUACUGUCUCCCCUUGUGCUUACGCAGUCCUACACAUCAUUUCUACUCAUGUUCAUGCAGUCCCCGUACUUUUUUUCCAUAUGUUUGCGCAAUCCAGCGCAGUUUUCCCUGGUGUUUGCGCCUUUGUGUGCACUGUCUCCCCUUGUGUUUAUGCAGUCCCACGCACCAUUUCCCCUGUGUUUAUGCAGUCCCGUGCACUUUUCCCCUUGCGGUUAAGCAGUCUCUCCUUGCGGUCUCCCUUUUGUGUUUACGCAAUUCCUCUCUGCUGGUCUCCCUUUUGUGUUUAUGCAGCUCCUUUCUGCUGGUCUCCCUUUGUUUUUAUUCAAUUGCAUGCAGAGUUUCCCCUUAAAUUUACACAGCUUUUUGUUAGAAUAGUGAAAAUUGGUUGGUGGGGGGUGGUGCAGUGGGUUGUAAACGUAUUGAAAAUUAUGUGGGAUGGGACAGAAUUGAUGAAAACUGAUUUCAGUCAGUAAUAAGGAGCCAUGGAUACAGGAUUACAUGUAAGAAAUUUAGAACAGAAGGCAAGAAAAACUUCAGAGUUGAGGCUGUGGAAUUCACUUCCACGAUUAUUGGCUGAGGCAGAAACUGUCAAUAUUUCAAAAUAACUGGAGUGGAUAGAUAUAGGAAAAGGGGAGGAGGGAUAUAAGAAAUAUGGUGGGUAAAUGAGAUUAGAACCCUUUGCUCAUGUGGAGGGUAAACACCGAUGUAUUGUUGGACUGAAUGGCCUGUUUCUUCUGUGUUGUAAUUUUAAUGUCUUUCUGUAACUGUAGUUAGUGUAUAAAUGGUUAAAUUCAUUGUUUUUGGUGAGAGAGAUGAAGGAAAAUCAUUUUGAAUCUACAGCUUAUAGACUCUCUUUGUGGCUCUGUCUACAGCUGACCCAUACAGACCAGCUGGUCCCAGGUUUGUCACCUGAAGUUUGUUGACCUUGAGAGUCUGAUCCAGGAAGGCAGUAGGGACUAUAAUUUGUCCCAGCAUCUGGACUAGGAAGGGGAAAUAUUAGCCAGAGUUCCUGCUUCUGAUCACCGGGUCAACGGUGCCUCUUCGUAAAACAGCCUGCCAACACUUAACUUGUCGACAAAGGCUAGCCACUGGGAUGAAGUAUUAGAGACUGACUGACACCUUUGCAAACUGUGCACCAGCACACAGCUAAAACCAACAGCUCAUUAGGAGAAGAGAAAAAUGCUGCCUUGGUGGUUCCAUUUCAAGCCAAGGCUGUGGACAGCAUAAUUUCUGAUCUCUGUAAAUAGUCCAGGAAUGGAGGCAAUGAGAGAGAAUCUAUUAAGGGCUGUGCCUAUGUUCAAGGGAAGUGUGUUCCUUAUGACAAUUGCAAAAAUAUAGUUGGUUGAUUUUGGAAAUUUAAUCCACAUAAACUGUUAUCAAAAGAUGCUGGUUUUGAUCCCUGAGAGAAGAUGGAGGGCUUUGGGGAGUGGCAUCAGCUGAACUGUAUAAUCCUGUUCAUUCUUCCAAAACUUAUUCUUCAAUUUUUGUUGUUAGAAAUCUGCAGAAGCUGAAAGUUAUUUUGUAAACUGUUGGGUUUGGUUGAACACAAUAAAAGCCGAUCCCUCACUGA
Molecule: messenger RNA, 4201 nt
Organism: Carcharodon carcharias (great white shark)
Lineage: Eukaryota; Metazoa; Chordata; Chondrichthyes; Lamniformes; Lamnidae
Product: BTB/POZ domain-containing protein KCTD5-like
Exons: 7
Coding region: 29-826 (265 amino acids)
Biological process (GO): protein homooligomerization; proteasome-mediated ubiquitin-dependent protein catabolic process
Cellular component (GO): Cul3-RING ubiquitin ligase complex; cytoplasm
Molecular function (GO): cullin family protein binding
Source: RefSeq, a predicted model, not a curated record